AUGGAGAUCUCUUCCCACCAGUUUCACCUCCUGGAGCAGCUAAACGAACAGCGGAAGCAAGAUCUCUUCUGCGACUGCAAUAUCCUGGUCGAGGGAAAGGUCUUUAAGGCACAUCGUAAUGUGCUGUUUGCCAGCAGCGGCUAUUUCAAAAUGCUCCUUUCGCAGAGCUCGAAGGAGACCGGUCAGCCGACAAUAGCGACCUUCGAGGUCUUCUCCCCCGAGACAUUUAUGGUUAUCCUGGACUUUGUAUAUUCGGGCAAAUUGUCUUUAACGGGUCAAAAUGUGAUCGAAGUCAUGUCAGCCGCUAGCUAUCUGCAGAUGACGGAUAUUCUUAAUGUCUGUAAGACAUUCAUUAAGUCCUCACUGGAUAUUAACGAAAAGGAGAAGGAUCAUUACCUCAGCCUUUCGGCCAAAAGUACAACCAGUGAACCUGCUGCCCAUCCGUCUCUUUAUCGGUCCAGAAGAAAAGCAAAGAGCAACCCCAGGCGUUCCUAUUCUAUCCCGGAUGAAAAGGCGAAUACGGUGAACGAAAAUUCCUGGAGUAGUUACAGCAGCUACCUGUCCUCACAGGUGAUUCUUCAGCGGGCAGAAACACAGCUCUCAAAAAGAGGCCGAAAACAGGGCUCAACGAGAAAGCGCCGAAAGCACCUCGGACUGUCCCAGACCCGGGAUUCUGCGCAGGGUAAAUCGAACAAAGCCGAGCGGGCCGGCGGAGGUUGCAGCGCGUCAGAUUCCAGCCACAUCUCUCGGGUUGGGGAGGAGGCCGAGUUUGAUGCCGAGAACGAUGUUGAUCACGAUGAAUACGGAUAUAAUCACGAAUCGGAAGCGAUAGCAAAGAGUUUUCCCUAUUUCUCUGUAACAGAUGACCUACCUCGGAUGCGAUUUAAAUGUCCCUUCUGCACUCACACGGUGAAACGACGCGCAGACCUGAAGCGACAUCUUCGGUGUCACACAGGGGAGCGACCGUACCCAUGCGAAGCCUGUGGGAAAAGGUUCACCCGACUGGAGCAUUUACGUAACCACUUCCAAACGAUACACCAAGCUGGCAAACUGAUCUGCAGAAAAUGCAAGCAUCACGUAACCGAGCUCACAGGCUGUGUUGUUCAGCAAGGAACAAGACGCUACAGACUGUGCCAUAAGUGUCUCGCAGAAACUAAUUUUGACAGCAUCCCUGACGAUUUCGAUGCAGAACAUUCUCCAGUCUCCUCCACGGGAAGCAAACGUUCCAAAUGGGCUUUGGAGGAGGAACAGAAAUCAGAUGAAGAGACAAUGGAGGAGGAACCGUACAAUUUGGUUGUCCGACACGUUAAUGAUGGUGCUCCAGAAGAGGCAGAGGAAAAGGCGAAACCAAAUCUGCGGUAG
This is a messenger RNA of Apaloderma vittatum (bar-tailed trogon), 1362 nucleotides long. RefSeq names its product zinc finger and BTB domain containing 8A (gene ZBTB8A). Bases 1 to 1362 code for a protein of 453 amino acids. Gene Ontology annotation, molecular function: RNA polymerase II cis-regulatory region sequence-specific DNA binding; protein binding; DNA-binding transcription factor activity, RNA polymerase II-specific. Lineage: Eukaryota; Metazoa; Chordata; Aves; Trogoniformes; Trogonidae. The record is from RefSeq and is a predicted model, not a curated record. Gene Ontology annotation, biological process: regulation of transcription by RNA polymerase II. The transcript is spliced from 3 exons.